UUAGGAGUGGCCUAAAAACCCCAGAGAAAUGUUGACUACAUUUGUAUAAACCCAGCAGAUGGAUUUUCACUCCCAACUUUAAGAAGGAAUGCAAAGAGAGAAAAAAAAAAAGUCUACCAAAUUACCAAAUCCGGGAUUAAACUAUAUAUUUGAAAGAACAGCCCACAUUUAUUGAGUUCUUACCAUGUGUCAGGCAUUACGCAAUGUUUUUUAUAUGCAUUGCCACCUCAUUUUAUUUUCCUUUUAUUUUGACAACAUGCCUAUGAGAUAGGAAAUAGUAUCACCAACCCCAUUUUACAGAUGAGGGAAGGAAGGCUGAAAGAAAUAAAACAAGUCACCUAAGGUAACAGAUGGUGGCUGGCAGUGCCUGACUGGAAUCCUAAUUAGCCUACCAGCCCUUCUAAACCACUCCUCUUCAGGAGGCCAGAUUACAAAGAAUUCUGGUUCCAAAGAGAAAAAUAAACUAGAAUAUGGAUAAUUUAAAAAACGGAAUACAAAGCAGUUUCAAAAACAAUGUGAUACCAGCCAUUCAAAUUAAAAAAGUAAAAACACUGGAAAACCAUUUUCUUUUUUCUCAAAAAGGCCAACAUUCUAGACAUUAUGGGUGGGUUAACUCAUUUCAUUAAAUUAUGAAUUUGCUUUUCAGUUAAGUGUCUCAUCACUGUCACAGCUCCGAUGUGUCCUUUCCUGUUUUCCAACUUCAUCUCGGCCCAAAGUAAGAAAUGAUUCGGUUUGCGUGUAAUCCACGGGACCCAGGGAGGAUCUUCUGCCCCUUUUGUUUUCUUGGGUGUCCUCACUCUGGAGGCCUGGCAUUCCUCACGUGUCUAGGGCAAUGCAGGAGCAGCGAAGCGCGGGGAAGCCACACAAAAGACAUCCAACCACUAUCAAUGUUGAAAGAUCAAUUCAGGGCGCACACGAAACACCCAGUAUGACCAGGAAAAGAAGAAAAAAUACCUUCUCCCAGAGAGUGAGAAACUGGUUGACCUCUUGUGAGUGUCCACAAAAACUGAGCAGGUGCGCACAUUUUGACCGACUCAGCAAGAAGGUGGAUUUUCCUUGUGUCUAAAGAGAAAAAAAUGUCCCCGUGUCUGUAGAGAUGCUUUGCAGUUCAGCCCGGCUGAAGCUGACCGAAUGAGACUAUGGGCUGUGCCUCUGCGAAGCAUGUUGCCACUGUUCAAAAUGAAGAGGAAGCCCAGAAAGGGAAGAACUACCAGAAUGGAGACGUGUUUGGUGAUGAGUAUAGGAUCAAACCCGUGGAAGAGGUCAAAUACAUGAAAAAUGGGGCAGAAGAGGAGCAAAAAAUAGCAGCCAGGAACCAAGAAAACUUGGAAAAAAGUGCCAGUUCAAAUGUAAGACUUAAAACUAAUAAAGAGAUUCCGGGAUUAGUUCAUCAACCCAGAGCAAACAUGCACAUCUCUGAAAGCCAACAAGAAUUCUUCAGAAUGCUGGAUGAAAAAAUUGAAAAGAAAAUGUUUGAGUUCCUGAAGUGGCCUGAUUUCCUUGGCCCCAGAACUAACCUAGUUGGCGAGAAACUUGGGUACAACUUGCCCACCUUAGCCAUGUCCUGGAAGAGGAAGGAAGCCAAAUGGACAUGUUCUUCCCAGCCAUGGGCCCGGGACACCCACUCCUCACUGCUCUCUGGGCCUUUUCUCCCUCAUAUGUAGCUAGUUCACUCUUCUGUGCCUUCUGCGGGCAGGGACAUGCCAUCAGUAACUGCAGUCCUCUCCCUGGCCAAAUGCAUGUGCUUCCUAUUCUGAAAGCAAAGAGGAAGGAAAGGGAAGGUGAGCACUGUGGUCUCUGUGAGCAGCACUAUUUACAAUAGCCAGGACAUGGAAGCAACCUAGGUGUCCAUCAACAGAUGAAUGGAUAAAGAAGAUGUGGCACAUAUAUACAAUGGAAUAUUAC
Messenger RNA from Physeter macrocephalus (sperm whale), 1905 nucleotides. RefSeq names its product chromosome 4 C1orf21 homolog (gene C4H1orf21). The record is from RefSeq and is a predicted model, not a curated record. The transcript is spliced from 7 exons. The coding region runs from base 1140 to 1664 and encodes 174 amino acids. NCBI's taxonomy places the organism in Eukaryota, Metazoa, Chordata, Mammalia, Artiodactyla, Physeteridae.